AUGGAUCCUCAAGUAUUGGGUCGGGACGUUGGCACUGGGGUUCUUGGUUGGAGCGUGGUACGGACAAUGGCUCCCGCGGCUAUGCCAAAGAGUGGUGAGAGGCGUAAGCUGCUGGCUCCGCUCCUGGGUGAAUUGGGGCACCAGUUGGUGGAGCAAGGGCAGGAAACACAAACCACAUGGGAAAAGGGAGGAGGCAAGCCCUUCGGAGGCAAAGUUCAACAUGGUGAUCUGGGCAGAAAACAACAUAUCGCUACGGCGGCAAUGGUGGAAGGCCAAAUCACCCGAGGAGAUUGGAAGCCCGGAAUUCACCUCUCCGGCAAAGGAGGAUGGCAACCUUGGUCACUCAGGGGAGGCGACACGGGGGUCCGAUCGACGCAGGUCUAUCAGCCCGAAAUCGUCGGCGGCCAGAAGACGGGCAAAGGAGGCAGCGGAACCAAGAGAGUGCCAGAGCCCAGUGAGCAAAACGGGAAAGGCAGGGUUCCCAAAGAACACGCCGGUGGUGUCAAAGAUGCUAGAGGAAGCCAGCCCAAUAGUAACAAAGCGAAGAAGCUGAAUUGGGACGGCAUCGCUAGAGCGGUGGCCUCUAAGGACUGGAGGAGGAAGGCUGUCUCGAACCUUAGGGGCAAGAUGUUCGCAAAGUCCACCUUAGCGAGCAAAACGUCCAAGCGAAGGAGACUAUGUGAAAUACUCACCAAGGUGAAGGGGGAUGGCCAAUUCUUCCCCUUGGAGACGGAGGAACUUGAGCUGGUGGGGGCGAUCCUCAGUGAAUGCAACCUCAAGACUGGAGAGCAAUACAUCAAUGAGGUAAAGCUCAUGCAGUUGGAGGCUGGUUGGGCUUGGGAUGAAGUUUUGGAAAGACAGCUGGCUAUGAUAAAGAGGGCCUUGAGAAGGGAUGUAGGCCCAGACAGGAGAGCCAUUGAGGUAAAGCCCGAGGAGAUCACUGUGGAAGACCCGAGUGUUGUGGCGAAGAUUGGAAAGAACGCUCCAGCUUUCCCAAAAAUGGCAUACGUCUUUGCGGCCGUCUGGAUGCUGAGGAGCGGAGAGGUGGUCGCACUGGACAACGCCAAUCUGGACCUUGAUCUGGACAACAAGAAAGUGUCGUUGUCGGUUCAGAAGUCCAAGAUGGAUCAGGGUAGAAAAGGCAUCAAACGGACCCUGGUGUGCUGUGGAGUCAAACCAUGUAGGUCAACUUGCCCUUGGAGAAUUUCGGUGAAGGUGAAGACCUAUAUGGCUGGCGAAGGAGACCGAGAACCUCUGAUUGCUGAUGGCAGUGGAGACAGAGUUUCCCGUUACCAACUUGUCAAAGCAUGGGCAGCCAACAUCGACCAUGGAAUGUCGGGCCACUCUGCGAGAAGAUCAGGUGCCAUGUUCUACACGAGGGAGAAAUGGAGCUUGGCAGACCUGAUGUUCCUGGGGAGAUGGAAGAGCGCGGCAGUGUUCCGUUAUAUGGAAGAGGCUAUGGCUGAACUCCCAAUCAACGACCCUGCGAGGCGCGAGACAAAGCUCGUCUGCGAACCGCGAUUGAAGGUCCACGUGGAGGAAGCCGUUGUGAAAAAAGGCAGAGAUGCCCUGCGGGCGUUGCAGGCACGCGAGGCUGCCAGAGAAGAGAUGCGCAAGGCAAUUGCCAGCAAGGAACCAGCAAGGCUGAAGGCAGCAAUUGCAGCAGCAGAGAAGGUUGGUCUCCAUGACCAGGCACCUGGAAUGCUUGGAGCAGACCCCAAGGAACAGGACGAGGUGGAAGAAGCCCGGCAAGAGCUUCGAGUUCAUGCGAUGGCGAGGCUUGCAAAGUUGGCGGAUUCUGAAGAUGUGGAGAACUUUGCCAAAGGUUUGGAGGAGCUCGCAGAUCAUGGUGUUCCCAAGCAAGAAUGGCAUCACUUCAAGAAGAGGCAUUCACAGCUCAAAAUCCGCCAGCAAUGCCAGACAAAGCUUGCCUUGGCAACGAAGGCCAGAAAUAAAGAGCAAAUUGCCGCAGCGAUGCAAGAAGCACAGGAAUGUCGCGUCGAAGAUGAUUGCGUAGUGAUGGAAAUCGCUAGACAGACGAUGUCUGUCCUGGAGGCUGAAGAAACUAUGGCAAAGACGAGAGCGGAAGUAGCAGAGGAGCUGUCGGAAGCAGUGCAGGGAGAGGAUCAGCGACGUAUGCUGGCAGCAAUCACGGCUGCAGAUGCGGCAGGCUUCACAUGUUCUGAGGUGGCAUUCGCCAGAGAGCGCCUCAGACGUUUGAGGGCCCGAGUUGGUGCAGGGCAGGAGCUCCAAGAAGCUGCACAUUCAGCAGACAUGUACAGGCUUCGUGCGGCACUCACGACUGCCAAAAGAGCAGAGGUCUCCGAGGCUGAGAUUGCAAGUGGUCGCGAAGCGUUGCGAUGCUUGGAGUUGCAGGCAGAUGUGAGAAGAAGUAUCGAGGCAGCCGUUUUGGCGAAAGAUGCGGAGCUUCUCAGGCGAUGUAUUGACGAGGGCAAGAAGUCUGGCAUGAACCGUCAGGAGGUGGCAAAAGCUCAGAAGCAGUUGCACAAGCUCCACCAGUCAUCAGUGGGUCGUGAGCUCUCGGAGGCCUUGAAGACUGGAGAGACCGUGCGGCUCCGAGCCAGAGAUGCAACAUCCCCAAUCUCGCUGGGCUUUGCGACCGCGUUUCCUACUUCUCCUGCCAAGCAGGCGUUUGGGACGCACUGGACCAACAGCUGA
Molecule: messenger RNA, 2679 nt
Organism: Cladocopium goreaui
Lineage: Eukaryota; Dinophyceae; Suessiales; Symbiodiniaceae
Source: the annotation of a GenBank genome assembly